AUUGGGGUUAUUUAACCUAAUCGUCUGCUCUACCAAAGCUGUUAAGAAAACAUCUCAACUAGCCUGCAGUACAAAUGGCUCCUCUUCUGUUGCUCCUCUUUCUUCCUUUUGCCCUCUGUUGUGAAACGAUCCCCAACGAAGAGUGCAAGAAGCUUAAUUUCGUGCCUGGGCAUAAUUUGGUGGGAGAAGGCUUUGACAUUGUGCGGAUGAAGACCACCGGAGCUUUUGUGGUGGAUGUGCUUACCUACAUGGAUGGAGGAGGGCAUGGAAACUGCACUGUGUGUGACAACUCACUACUCAACGAGAAACAGAAGGUGCCAGCUUCUGUGACCGACUGGCGCGUCAAGGUGGAGUGCCGUCACAGCCUCAGUACCAAGGUGUAUGAAUCGGCCAGCUCAGUUCUUAAGGAAACCUCCAAUUCGCUCAGUCUCGGCUGGAAGGUUGGGCUGAGUGUGCCGCUGGUGGCAAGUACGGCUGUCGCUGGCACUCUUUCCGUGUCAGCCAGGUUUGCAAAUACCCAUUCAGCUCAAGACAAGUACUCCUUCACAGGCCACACCUUCUCCUGUCGCUAUUACACAUUUCGUCUUCAAGCUAGUCCUCCAAUGACCAAAGAAUUUGCCGGUUCUAUCAGUUCACUCCCUGCUAAAUAUGACAGCAAGUCAGAAGAUGCAUACAACCAUUUUAUUUCUAUCUAUGGAACACACUUCUUGCGGGGAGUCGACCUGGGCGGCCACGUAAAGUCAACCACUGCUGUGAAGACCUGCCAGAUUUCCAUGUCAGGUCUGACAGUACACGACGUGAGCAUCUGCUUAUCGAGAGAAGCGUCUGUCGUCAUUGAGGGUGUGAAUGUGAGCGCACAAGCAGAAUUCUGCGCAGCCAGGCAAAAGAAACUGGAGAAGAAAAGCAGCUUCAGUGGCUCCUUUACCGACCGCGUCACUGAAAUAUUGGGCGGCAACGGUGAGCAGCAAGACAUCCUCUUCAAUCCGAGCGUCAAUAAUGGUUAUGGCGUGUGGCUCAAGUCACUGAAGAAAAUUCCUGGAGUGGUGUCCUACAGCUUGAGCUCAUUGCAUAUGCUCGUGAAUAAUGACCCGGUUAGAAAAGCCAGUCUGCAAGCUGCCAUCAGCAAAUACAUCACAAAAAACGCAAUAUCAACCGCUUGCCCCUCCAGUUGCAAAGUGGGCCAGCGUGACAGGAAUUGCGCAUGCAAAUGCAAUGGUCAUCAAAAAGUUGAUAAUAACUGCUGUCCGAGUCAGCCAGGAGUGGCCACCUUGAAAGUGACCGUGAAGAGUGCUGAGGGAUUAUGGGGCGACAGGUUCUCUAAAACUGAUGGUUAUGUUAAAGUGUUCUACGGAACUCAAAAGGCUACAACCCCUGUGAUUAAGAACAACAACUUUCCUCAGUGGAACUACCUGUUCGAUGUUGGAACUGUGGAUCUGAAUCAAAAAAAGGAGUUAAAAUUUGAGGUGUGGGACCGUGACAACCGGUUUGAUGAUGAUCUUUUGGGAAGGGAAUCUUUUAUCCCACAGCAAGGCAACAAUGUGCCGAAGAAGUUAACACUCAAGCACGGCUCUGUUUUGAUUUUCUACACUGCAAAGUGUGGCCCAAGUCUUACAGGGUCAUAUUGUGAGAAAUACGCUCCUACGCCAGGUGGUGAUGGUAUUCUAAAUCAUUACCAGCCAUUUGGCAGAGAGCAGCCCAUGGUGUUUAAAAAAUCCAAUGGCUUUACAAGAAAUGUGUCUUUCCUGUAAUACAACAACUGUAGAAUGUAAGGAUACUGUAAAAUAUGAAUGAAGGGCCUUCUGAGAUACCGCAUGUAUAAAAAUUGUCAUAAGCUUUUUUAAAUAUUUGGCAAAGAUUCAGUGAAAAUAGUUAUCAUAAAUGAAAUACCAUUGACUUGAUUUGUACACAAAUUUUCAAAAGCUAUUUUUUAAUAGUCACUUUAA
Messenger RNA from Rhinichthys klamathensis goyatoka, 1943 nucleotides. RefSeq names its product perforin 1.3 (gene prf1.3). Lineage: Eukaryota; Metazoa; Chordata; Actinopteri; Cypriniformes; Leuciscidae. The transcript is spliced from 4 exons. The record is from RefSeq and is a predicted model, not a curated record. The coding region runs from base 75 to 1748 and encodes 557 amino acids.